Messenger RNA from Dichotomopilus funicola, 654 nucleotides. RefSeq names its product magnesium-dependent phosphatase-1. Gene Ontology annotation, molecular function: acid phosphatase activity. The transcript has a single exon. The coding region runs from base 1 to 654 and encodes 217 amino acids. The record is from RefSeq and is a predicted model, not a curated record. Lineage: Eukaryota; Fungi; Ascomycota; Sordariomycetes; Sordariales; Chaetomiaceae.
AUGGCCAAAAGCAAAAAACUCACCCGCACCGGCACCGGCGACCCCCCCUCGACCACCACCGCCCCCUCCCCCACACCGACCCCCUCCUUCCUCACCGACGGCCACCCCCUCCCGCGCCUAAUCGUCUUCGACCUCGACUACACCCUCUGGCCCUUCUACUCCGACAUCCACAUCUCGCCCCCCAUCCGCCUCGUCCCCAACGCCCACCCCCCAACCCUCUCCGACCGCAACGGCGAGCACUUCGCCCUGUACCCGGACGCGCCCCACAUCCUGCGCGUGAUCGCUUCCUUACCCAAAACCCGUCUCGCAGUCGCGAGUAAAUCCCCCGUGGGCGAUGUCUGUCGGGAGGUGUUGAAGCAGUUGCGGCUGCCGCCGGUGGGGGAAGGGGUUAGUGAGAAGGGCGCGCCGAAGAGGACGAUUGAGGCGUUUGAUGCGGGGUUGGAGAUAUAUGAGGGGACGAAGUUACGGCAUUUUGAGGUGUUGGCGAAGAGGACGGGGAUUCCGUAUAGUCAGAUGUUGUUUUUUGAUGAUGAGAGGCCGAAUUUGGAGGUGGAGAGUGUCGGGGUCACGAUGAGGUUGAUACGGGAUGGGUUGACGUGGGAGGAGCUGGAGAAGGGGAUUUUGCAGUGGAGGGGGAAUCAGGGGAUUGCGUGA